GCUUGAGAUAGCCGCUCCAGUUAUUAUUGAACUCAAUGGAUACAAGGAAGUGAAUCAGAAUGAUCACGUGACGAGCCCAUCCUUUACAUUUGAAUACACACGUCUACACUACAAUACAACGAAAGACAUAAAUGAAGAAAUAUUUCAUUAUAAAACUGUGAAUUUACGUUGUGGAACAAAGAAAUUAUGGUUGAAAUGUAGAAAUAGUCGUUUUGUGUCAUUUGUUUGAAGUUCAAACAAAGGCUUCACGAUUAAAAACAAACAUUCUUCAUUAAAGUAAGUCAGAGUAUUUAUAACAUUAUAUUCUAAAUAAAUUUCUUUUUGAAAAUGGCUUCACCACCUAAAAAACUGAAGAUUGAGGCAAAUGGAUCUCGUUUAAGUAAAUUUUUGAUAAAUAAAGGAACACAAGCUUUGAAAACAACCUUGCAGUUUAAUAUAAAUUUUCGCUCGUCAAACCUAAGCGAUGAACUUAAUGAAUCCUCAAAUAAAAGUACAUUGGAAUCCUUAAGACAAAGAAGGGUCAUCAACAAAGAGCAAUGGAACCUUCUUUACCCAUCAACUGGUUUGCCAAACCUUGAUAACUUUGAUAUUUCAUUAUUGACUGUCUUAUUACGUAACAUAUGUGGUCUAACAGCGCCACAUGGUGGAUGGGAUAAUCUUCCUUCCUCUUCAGAUACUUCAAUUUCAGCAAAUAUUGCAAGAAUAAAGUUUUAUAGAAAUAAAGUGUAUGGCCACAUAAGCACAACUAGUGUAGAUGACGGUACGUUUGAGCGCUUGUGGGAUGAAAUCUCAAAAGCAUUGGUUGGUCUGGGUAUUCAACAAACUGAAAUAGUUGAAUUAAAGGAAGCUCCCCUUAGUCCCAAUGAGGCAAAUUAUCUUGAAAUGUUAAAAGAAUGGUAUGAAAAAGAGCAACAGUUAAUCGAUGUUGCUGAGAAAACCAACGAAAAUGUAGAAGAAUUAAAAAAAGAUUUUGAAGCUAUGAAAAAUAAAGUAGAAGAAAUUAAAGAAAGCAUGCCAACAAAAGUUGAUGUAGUAGAAAUUAAACAAGAGAUGGCAACAAAAGCUGAUGUAACCAGAGUGAAAGAAUUGAUACAGGACAAAAUAUGCCCAGAUCUCAAGAAGCUUGCAAAGUUUAAGUUUAACGGUCUUAUAAACGAUCUUAACAAGAAAUACCUUGAAGGCACUAGACAAUGGUUAUUUGAAAAACUCGACACUUGGUUUAACGAUAAAAGUGAAGAUGCUUCUAAUGUCCUGAUUUUGAUUGCCGGUCCUGGUGUUGGUAAAAGUGUAUUUGCUGCUGAGGUGUGUCGACAAUAUUCUGAAAAGGAGAAACUUGCUGCUUGUCAUUUCUGCAGGUAUAAUCGAUCAGAUGAAAGGAAUCCUCGAAUAUUGAUAGAAUCAUUGGCCUGUAGCAUGUGUGAUACAAUAUUAGAUUUCAAAUCUAAACUAAAUGAAGAAUUACAGAGAAACCAUUCCAAAGAAUCAAUCGCCGAUGCUUUCCGUGUUUUAUUAAAUAAUCCAUUGCAUUCAUUAAAAGAUUAUGAACCAAUGCUUUUGGUUAUUGAUGCAUUAGAUGAAAGUCAAGUUGAGGGCAAAAGUGAAUUAUUGGAAUUGAUUACUGAUGAAUUCGGCCGACUACCUAAAUGGAUUAAAAUCUUCAUCACCAGUCGUCCAGAACUUCCUGUUCAAACAGAGUUGAAAGACAUGAAUCCUGUAGAAAUAGAAACUCAACCUCAUGAUAGAAAGAACGAAUACGAUCUGUGCAAGUAUUUAGAACAUGAGUUGAAGAGUAAUUUAUUCAUUGCUGAGAGAUGGCACGAAGACAGUGAUGACUCAUUUGACAGGGAUGACAGUGAUUACAGUGAUAAUGAUUACACGGCUUUUCAUUUAUUAGUUAAAAAAUGCGAGGGUUCGUUUCUGUACGCUUACCACGCACAAGAGAGUUUAAAAAAAGAAAAAACUAAGCUAACUGUUGAGAAUAUUAAACAAUUGGUUCCUACUGGCUUGAGUAAGUUCUACGCAGAACAAUUCAAGAGAUUAAAUAAAUCAUUGAAAGAAAUAAUUUUAUCAACACACAAAACCGUUAUUUCCGACAAAAACUUUACGGAAUGUCUUGAAGUGUUGGUGACUUAUCAAAGUAUUUUGCCUUUGUCUUUUCUUUUUCAAUGUUUAGGUUUUUCUGAUGAUAUGAAGUUUAAAGAUCGUAUUAAAAUACAUGAAGUGCUAUCGCAAUUUUUUCCAAUUUACGAUGAUUAUUUGACCGUGUAUCACAAGUCUCUCAUUGAUUGGUUGAAAUCAGAUGGUUAUGAAGAGCACGAGUUCACAGUUGAUCCUAAAAAUGGUCAUAAGUUCUUAUGGCAUGCUUGUGAGAAAGUAUUUGAACAAAUUAAGAAGAUGAACAUUUUUAAAGAUCAGAUGAACACUGCUAUGAUUAAGUAUGCUUUGGAGAAUGGAAUCUAUCAUAUGUUACAAUGUGGCGAAAAUGUUGACUUUAGCUGGAUAAUAGAUGUCAAAGUGUUUUGUGUGAAGUUAAUGGUUGUGAAAGACAAGUACAUGGAUACCAUUUGGUCUGAAUUGCAUGAAAUCAUUACGACACUACCAAAUUUCUUGAGAAAAGAUGUACUUAAGGAACAACUAUUUCAUUUGCUUAUGACAGUAAGAUAUGCGUCAAAAUUAGAUAUUAGCUUAUUUUAUUUACAAAUUAUUGCAAACGCAAUUGAUAGCAAAAACGAAAGAAGAUUAUUGGCAAGGGAUUUAUUAAAACAAGGAAAGUUUUCUUGGUUUGAGGAUUUAGAAUUAACAUAUUUAACAAACCGUUAUCAUUUGACUGUCUCCUUGCGUGCUAACGUUACAUCUCUUUGUGUGUCGUCCAAUGAAGAACUUCUUGCUGUAGGAUAUGAAAAUGGUCAAAUAUCUAUUUUUGAGCUUCCAGAAUUCAAACAACGAUGCACUCUCGGCACUGCACUCGAUGAUUUAUUUGUACCUAGAAACAUCUGUUGUUGCUCCUUUUCACCUACCGGAAAUAGACUGGUAACUAGUGAUAGAUCUACUGAAGUAAAGUUGUGGGAUGUCAACAAUGGACGUUUGUUGUUAUGUUUACAGUCAGAUGGUGUCGUUAAUCGUUGCUCUUUCUCAAAUUCUGGUUUGUUUAUUGCAGCAAAAUAUUAUGAAUUUUUUCCUAAAGAUGUGUCCACUGCAUGGAAUUCAUUAACUUUGCAAAGAAUUGAUCGACGCUGCGUUGUUGAUCACCAAAAACUACAAUGCACUGAUAAAUGUUCAGAGUUCCUUGGUGCAGAAUUCGUCGAGACUUUGUAUGUUUUUGAAUUCCCAAAGGCAAUCGAUAUUAUUUACCAACCCUUACCUUCAAUGAUAACACACCAUUAUCGUGAUUGUAUUCUUUCUUAUACAAGCCAUUAUCUAACGUUUUUUGAAAUCACUCAGUUGCGACGAUCAUUGGGAAAUCAUGGAGAAAUCGAGUUUUGUUUACCAUUCGUUGGGUGUUCAUGUAUUUAUAGGUAUCGUAACAAAGUCCAUCCCAUCUCGUUUAAGGAAUUUUACGUUGUGCCGUAUUUUUCCAAGCUGAAUAUUUUCAAAACUGAUCAUCUUUUGAAAUCUUCAUUUAUUUCUGAGGAAUUGGAAAUUAAAUGUUGUUGUUUUUCACCGGAUGGAUCUUUUUUUGCUGCUUUCGCUGUUGGUGACCACGUCAACAUUUAUAUUUGGAGCAUUGAACGUUGCACUAUUAUUCAAACUGUACCAAUGAAACUGAAGAAUGCAUUAGGAUGUUGGUGGUCGGAUGGUUUACUGUGGAUAUGGGAUGGUUCUGAUCAUCUUAUGAAGAUAUCAGCUUCGUCUGAAAAUUUUGUAGAUUCUACUCAAGCAAAGCAUGUUAACAUUGGAUUUAAACCUAACAAAAUCUUGACAUUUGGUGAUGUCUUAGUUUGUAUUGACGAACAAGAUUUUGUUCAAGUUGUUAGAAUUGCCAAGGGUGAGAUACAAUACAACGAAAGAUUUCCUCUCAAUGGUUUUCAAAUUAAAGCAGCAGCUGUAUCCCCUGAUAAUUCUAUUAUUUUAACUGUAAACAAAACAGAAUACACAUUAUGGAAAUGGGGAAAUAACAACAAUGUACUUUACUUGAAGCCUUGGCACACUGCAGAAAUACCCAUAACAGCUGUCAUUGAAAAAUUUGUUCCACAACAGGUAACUGUAAAUGAUCUAGAGUUCAACUGCUGUAUAAGUGAUAGUAAACAAGCAGUUAUAACAUUUUCCGCACGCUUCGAAUGUAUGGGCAUUUAUUUAAUUAAUUUUCAUGUGAAUGGUGAUGUGAAUGCAAUUUUGCAUGAUGUCAGUGUCCAUUUAUUGGACUCCAACCCAAUCGUACACAAAUCUUAUUGCAUUGGAGUGCUUGAAGAUAGGUCAUUGGUUGCUGUAGAUUUAAGGAGUUGUGAAGAGUGCGCUAAAUCUGUCCAAAUAGAUUAUUUAAUGUCUAAUAUAACUAUGCAUUCCAAUACAGGAACUUUAGCUAUUGUUGACAGCUCAAAUUGCAGAAUUCAAUUUUUAAAACUUAAUGUUCCUGAAUAAAUACAUGAACUCAAACUUUAAUAGUUUAUGCAAAAACCUGUUGAGAAAAUGCACAUAGAUGUUGAUGGUCGUAAGGAUGAUUGCUUGUUUCCACCUACUAUAGUUUUCUACAGAAGAAGUAUACUUAUUCUACCUGGCAAUCUUUAAGAAAUUAUCUAUAUUUACCAAAAAUAAAUUUGGACCAAUUUUGCAAAAGAUCUUUUAAAUUUAUCGGCACUAUUUCUUGGAAUGUCUUACCUCCUGCUAUUAAAGAAUGUAAAAUAUUAUCUAUGUUUUGCAAUAAUCUGAAACGAUGUAUAAUUGCUUUUUAUAACACAAAUGACUUGUAUUUAAAAAGAGCGCUUCUAUAGUAAUUGAUCAUGAAUAUUUGUUUAUCCUUUCUAAGAUUUUACUUGUAAUCUUCCUAAAUGAAUUGUCAUUUAAACAGGGCAUCCUCUAGAUUAGACUACUACUGUAAGAUGCUCUGUCAAACUUAUUAUUAUGUAUUGUACCUCUGAACAAAUUUCAUGUUGAUGAAUUACUUUUUAAUAAAAAUUUAUGGUUAGA
Xenia sp. Carnegie-2017 is the source of this 5124-nucleotide messenger RNA. RefSeq lists its product as uncharacterized. The transcript is spliced from 2 exons. The coding region runs from base 328 to 4578 and encodes 1416 amino acids. NCBI's taxonomy places the organism in Eukaryota, Metazoa, Cnidaria, Anthozoa, Malacalcyonacea, Xeniidae. The record is from RefSeq and is a predicted model, not a curated record. Gene Ontology annotation, molecular function: protein binding.